Messenger RNA from Aplysia californica (California sea hare), 510 nucleotides. RefSeq lists its product as uncharacterized. The record is from RefSeq and is a predicted model, not a curated record. Lineage: Eukaryota; Metazoa; Mollusca; Gastropoda; Aplysiida; Aplysiidae. The transcript is spliced from 3 exons. Bases 133 to 492 code for a protein of 119 amino acids.
AAUGGUGAGUCUGAGUGCGUUUGCAUCCACUAUCGUUCAGUUGUCGGCUCACAAGACAAUUGCAGAAUAUCGCCGGCGUGUUGGUGAUUGAGAGGGUGCCGACACGACACCGACACCAGCACCGACACCGACAUGGGUGCGACCAGCGUGACGCCCCCUUACAUGUGGUUGAGACUGUGUGUCUUUUACCUUUACUCAGUGCCUACACAAACAGUCUACUGGUUGAUGUGUAAAGUCCCACCUCUCAGGGUAUUGGCCCAGAGUUUUGUACAGGGAAAACAGAAGAACGCUAUGAAAAAAUGGUCAACUUUCCCCUACGCGCGGGUACUCCACUUCGCCAUGAUCAAGACGUAUAACGUUCUGAAGAAGGCAAAAGUAGGAGUCGAGCUGUUGGAUAUCCCGCUAUUCACGCUAGAGGGGGACAGCUGUCGCCUGUCACACCUGGUGAAAGAACAACGCCCCCUGGUGCUCAACUUUGGCAGUCUCACCUGAGGCCCAUUCAUGAACGUG